Messenger RNA from Tetrahymena thermophila SB210, 8742 nucleotides. Its product is annotated as transmembrane protein, putative. Gene Ontology annotation, cellular component: cytosol; nucleus; perinuclear region of cytoplasm. NCBI's taxonomy places the organism in Eukaryota, Ciliophora, Oligohymenophorea, Hymenostomatida, Tetrahymenidae. Gene Ontology annotation, biological process: activation of GTPase activity; nucleocytoplasmic transport. The transcript has 15 exons. Gene Ontology annotation, molecular function: GTPase activator activity; small GTPase binding. The record is from RefSeq and is a predicted model, not a curated record.
AUGAGUAUUCUUGCUCAAAUUUCAGCAAAAUAAAAAAGGACAAAAACAUAGGAUAACAUCUAAAUGUAUUCAAGUAAAAGUAUUCACACGGUAAAGAAUGAAACAGAGGAAGAUAACUUAUGUGAAGAUAAUAAAGGUGAUAAUCUAAGUCCUACUUAUUUCAGAGGUCCUAUGUUUUCAUAGUAGAAGAUGAAUGGGUAGCAAUUAUUUUUAGAAACAAUAGAUGAAAAAAGUGAUUAUGAUUAGAUCAAAAAUAGUGCAUAUAAUUUUAGGUUGAUGAAAAUGCAUAACAGUUAAGAAAAAGAAUACCCCGUAUUAGCAUUUGAUAACACUUCAUUGACAAAUGGCUCAGAGUAAACAAGGAAGAGAUUAACUUAAGAUGGGAAUAAAAAUGAAACUAAUGAUGAAAUUAUGAAAUCAUCUAGAAAAACAGAUAAUAAAAACGAAGAAUAAGAAGAGGCUAAUAAAUAAGGUCUAACUCACCACUUUAAGGUAAAAUGUGAAUUAUAACCAUUAAGGUAGAAUAUAUUUAGAGAAGAGAGUUCUGAAUCAAAUAUUUUGUCAGUGAACCAUAGAGAAACAUAUUUGCAAUAAGAAUAAUAAUUGGAACUAGAUGUUAGCCCCGAAUUUUAGGUUUUUUCUGAUUAGUUGAGGAAAAUAGAUGGGAUGAAAUGUUAUAAAAAAGUCAUACAUUAAGAUUUCAUUAAGUUAGAGGGCUAUCAGUUUAAAGACUAUGUUCUAAAGGAGUUUCUCAGAGCUUAGCGCUUCUCUCUCAAAACAAUAUCUAUAAAGGAAUGCAAGGUAACAAAUAAAUCACGUAUCGAAGCACUUUAUAUGAUAUUUUUAUAAGAUGAUCUUUACGUCGGAGACUUCCCUAAAUUGUAGGAAAUUUCUUUAGAUUUGUUAGAAACUGAAAAAGAUUUAUAGAAUUAAAGUUCUAGUUCAAAAAAAAAAAAAUAGCAUGAUAGCAAAAUAAACAUGCUUUUAAAUUUGUAAAAUGUUUUGUAAAAUGCAGAUACAAAAAAAAUAAAUCGUUCGAGAGUAAUGUAUAAGAAAACUCUUGAUGAUAUUUAAAAAGAAUUCGAAGUUGUAAAAAAGAUGGAAUACUGUAUACAGUGUGAUGGAUAAGUCAUGAUAAUAAAUUAGCUUGCAUUUUAGGAUAAAAAAGCCUUUUUUUACAUUAAAAGGCACUUAGCUUAAAAGGCAGAAUCUUUGCGCUGCUUGGUGUUUACAAAUAUAGCUAAUUUACGUAAAAACUCUCUAAAAUCAAUUUUUGAAAAUUUAAGAGAAGUUACCACUUUAUAAGAAAUUAAUUUUAUUAACACAAUUAUCAAUUAAGAUUCCCUAAUUUUAAUUAGAAAUAUAAUUUUAUGGUUUUCUGAUGAACUUCGUUCAAUAAAAUUUAUAGAAAACCAAUUAAAUGAGAAUGAUUUAUAAUUGCUCUUUUUAGAUAAGAAUCAUCUUCAUAUCUCUGAUUUAGUAAAUUUAGAAGAGUUAAUUAUACAGAAAAACCCCCAAGCAACAAAUUCAUCAUCUUACAAUGAGAUUAUGAAAAUUUUUAGAAAAUAAAUUGAAAUAGCCUGGGAAAAAAGGGAAAAUGCAGUGUGUUUGCCAUUAUUUUCAUCAGUCACUUAUUUAUCUUCUCGCCCUUAUUUCAAGUUAUUUCCUUUCAACCUGUAUCCUAGAAACUACUCAUUAAUCUUUAAUGACGACUAUCUCUUUGAAAGCUACAAUGAUGAGCUUGAUGAUUUAAUGCUUGAUAUGCUUUUCAGAAUACAGUAUACAGAUUUCUGUUAAAAAUUAGAUUUAUCUUAAGUGAGUUUCUUAGGAGCUGAUCCUGAAAUCAUAAAUUUACUGGCUGAAGUUAUAUGCAAUAGUAAGAGCGUAUAAGUAGUUUAUUUAAAGAAUAAUCAAUAAGUUCUAGAUAUGUUAGAGUCUAAGCUACUUCAAAAAAAUGAAAUAGGAAAGAAAAAUAAGCUUAAUGAUAAGCUGAUUUAGUUAAACAAAACAUUUUUAGAAUUUAAGUUAUUUGGCUCUUAGUCAAGUAUUUUUAAAAAUAAAAAUCUCAAAUCAAUAGUAAGCAUUGCAUUUUUUGUUCAUGAAUUUACCAUAGAUUUUUAAGGAACCACACUCUAGCAAGAUGCUCUACUUGGUUUGAUAGCUGGUUUAGUAAAUUGCAGAAAUUAGUUAGAAGAAAUUGGAAAAAAACAGAAUAUUAACAGAUAUUUAGAUUUUUCUAAUCCUUUAUUAGUGUCUCCAUACCUAAAAUCCUUUUAAUUGAAGAACAUAAGCAACUUAGAAGAUAUUUAACCUAUUGAUUUCAAAAAAUUUUUGAUUGAAUUCUUUGUUCUAUUUGGAAAUACUUUAGAAGAGUUUAUGCUUGAAAAUGUAGAGUUUGAACAUUUUUAUUUAGAAGAAAUGGAAAGAGCUCUUAAAAUAGCAACUUAAGAACUUGAAAGAAUUGGUACUCCUCUAUUUCAUCUGAAAAAGUUUGGCCUUAGUAGGAUAGGAAAGUAUUCAAUAGAGUUCGAAGAAUUUUAUUAAACAUUAUAUAAAAUAUUUCCACUUUUAGAUACAAUAAGAUUUUAAUAAAAUUAUUUUAUUCCCAGAAUAAAAACUUUAAAUCAAAAUUAUGAAAGCACAAAUACAAAAAUUUUAAAUCUUGACUUAAGUGGACUUAAAUUAAAGAGCGGCUACUGCUAAUGGCAAAAAAUUUUCAGAAUAUUUUUCUCACAGCCGUCGAUAACUAAUUUAAAUUUGAGUGAAAGUAGUUUUGAUAUCAGCAGUGCAGAAGAAUUUAUGUUUGAGUUUAUUAAAGCAAAAGACAAAUGCAAAUUGAUUGGGUUAAAAUAUUUAGAUUUCUCAAAAACAAAUCUUUCUAACACAAAUCUUAUUUAUGAUUAAUAAAAUUUACAAAAUAAUUAAAACUUACAUAUAAGCACCAUUUAAGGCCAUUUUUAAUUUGGAAUUUCUUCAAAUAAUAAUGGGCUUGUUUCAUUAUAGCAUUCAAAAAUACAUUUAAAAGAAAUACAUCCUCUUAAAUAAACAACUGCAAGAUCAAGUACUAUUCUCAAAUAUGCUGUUGAGGAUUCUUAGGAAAUAAAUGUUAGUAAUAAGGUAUAUCAUAAGAAAAACUAAACUUUAAUUUAUCACUUAUUUGAUUCUGUUUUUAACUUCACAAAGAUAAGACAUUUAGAUAUAUCCUAAACAUAAUUGACUUCUCAAGGUUUGAGUAUAAUAAUAAAUAGGAUGAAGAGUUCUGCAAAUAUUUAAACUUCCCUUAGAUAUAUUAACAUAUCUGGAAAUCCUUUAGCAAUAGGAAAGCUAAAUAAAUUUUUCUAGUGUGUUUUUGAUUAUCUUAAGGAUGUGGAAGAAGUCCAUAUGUAAGAUUUAGGAGAUAUAAGUUAACAUUUAGAUAGUCUUUAUCUCUUCAUCACUAAAAAGCAAAAAAGAUUAGAAUAAUUAAAAGUAUUAAACCUUUCUGGUAGUUAUUUUAUCCCUAAUAAUGAAGAGUAAACAAAUGAUUUAUCUAUUAUAAUAUAUGAGCUGAUUAUUAAUUGUUAAUGCUUAGAGUUAUCAUAGGUAAUUACAUCAAAUUCAGUGGCUCAAAAAAUUUCAGAAAAGCUAUUUUAUGAAGUUACUAAUCACUCAAAAAAUAUUUAUUGUCUGAAAUCCAUAAAUUUAUCACAUAAUCCUUCUUUAAGCGAAAAGUCUUGGAAAAUGUUAAUUAAAUCUCUGAUGUUAAAUUUCAGUCAUUCUUUAGAAAAAAUUGAUGUUUCAUAUAACUAGUUAAACAAAUAAAAAAUAUCAUAUAUCCUUGAAGCUUUGGAGGAGGCUUAAGUGGAAGUUAAAAAUUAAAGCAUACCCAUGAUGAAGUUAAGCAAAUUUAUAAUGAAAGGAAACCAUAUGCUUUCUGAAGAUAAAUAAGCAGGAUAAAUUUGGUAAAAUAUCAUUUUUAGGUUGCUGAGCUAAAAGUAGAUUAACUUGAUAGAGAUAAACUUAAAUGAUAACAAAAUAAAUGAUUAGAUAGCUGAAUGCCUUCUUAAAGGUCUUAAGUAAGCUAACCAAAAGACUUUAUAAGACCCGAUUGAAAAAAGUAUUUAUGGGCUAAAUGAUAUUACUUUUUUAAAUAAUUUAGUUUCUAGAAAAAUGCUUGUUUAAUUAAAAAACAAUUUCUUGUUAUAUUUUUGCAAUAACAUCUCCAUUUAAAAUAUUGAAUAUAAAAAGAAUUUAGAUUAAAAUAUGCAAAUUUUUAGAAAUAACAGGAAAGAGAUUACUUAAAAAGUCAAAUUGAGAGGUGGAUUUGACUUAGAUUGCAACACUUCCUAAAAAAUUUUGCAAAAGUUUGUGUUAGGAGAUUAGUGUGCCAGCAGUUAGAUUGGUUGUGUUGAUAUCCUUAAAAAUAUUCUUCUGUCUUUUAACAAAAUUAAACAUUUAGAAGUCUACAUAAAAUAUCCUGAAAAAGUAUAAACAAUAUGGCUUGAAUUAAAUUAAAAAAAUUUAGGAGCAAACAACUGUCAAAUUCAUGAUUUAACCAUAAAACUAUCAAAAAAUACUGAUAUUUCUGAUAUUUAAUGGAAUAAUAUUUUAAAAGGAUUUUUCACUUUUUCUAGCACAAUUACUGGAGUGUACUUAGAAAAUGUAGGAUUAACAGGUAGUAGUUUAAAUGCAGUUGUAACAUAGAUAGUUAGUCACGUCAAAAAUUUAGAGAAUUUCUCAAUUGCAGAUAAUCCUAUGCUAAAAGGAGAUAAAGUAAAUACAGGAUAAAGUUUAAAAUUGCUUUUAAAAUUGAAAGCAACUCAAUUAAAAUAUCUCAGUUUAAGAAAUUGUUCCUUAUGUGAGUAAGUAAUAGAAUAAAUUUGUUCAGGUAUUAAGGAAAAUAAGACAACAUCUUUAGAAAAGCUAGAUUUAAGCAUGAACCAGAGAAUAUAACCUGGAGCAUGGUUUUCUUUAAUUUUAGUAUUUUUAGAAAAUUCUCAGAUUUAGCAUUUGAAUCUUUCUGAGUGUCUUCUAAAUAACGCUUCUAUAAAAUGCAUCUCCCAAGCAUUUAAUAAGCUAUCUUAGUCAUAAACUUAACCUAAUUUAGCUGAAUUAAAUCUUUCUAAAAAUUCAUCUUUACACUACGAUGGUUGGAGUGUGUUUUUUUCAGCUUUAUUUAAUACAUUUGGAAAGGUACUUGAAGAUUUAGAUCUUUCUUUUUGUGCUAUGGACGGGAACAAAACAUUAGCUUUGGCAGAUGUAUUAAAAGAAUAAAGAUUACAAAACAAAUAAAUUAACCUAACAAGAUUAAAUUACAAGGGCAACCAUUUCAAAUAACAAAAUGCAUGGGAAUAAUUUAUUUUUGAAGUUCUAAGUGUUAAUGGAUUGCAUGAUCUGGAUUUAUCAGAUUGUGAUUUUGAAGAUAAAUAAAUUACUCAAAUUACAAAUAAGCUCAGUACUAUGCUAGUAAAAUCAACAAUACAAAAACUAAAAAUAUCUAAUUCUAGUAGUGCUACUCUCUAUUACUAUGAUGUAAAGAAGGAAAGAUAUAAAAUAUCAUUACUAAAAUCUAUCUUAUCUUUGGGCAAUUCAGUUUUUGCUCAGCUAAAAGUGAUUCAUCUUGAAAAUUGUAUUAAAACAAGAAUCUCAUCUAAAAAUCUUUUGCAAACAUUCAUAGAUCUGAGUAAUCUAAAUAUUAAGAGUAACUUUCUUGAAGAAAUAUAUUUGAGUGGCAAUAAAAUAAGUGGAUUAGUGUGGAGCAAACUUAUUCCUCUGAUAUUUGAGUUUCAGCCAAGAAUCAGGGCAAUUGGAAUAGAUAGAGAAAUUAAACUUUCAAAAGAAGAUUAUAAUGAAUUCGAGUAUAUUGAUGGUAUAGCCAAAGGCUUCGCUGAUGUACAAGAAAGCAUUCUUUACCUUGAAAAUAUUAUUUUUAGUGAUCACAGAAGAAAUCGUUAAGAAAGCUGGUAUAAUCUCUUGAGCAUUAUAUUAAAUGAAAAGAAGGUAUUUAGAACAAUCAAGCACAUUUUAGUCCGCUCAAAUGAAAACUUUGUUCACGAGAGUGCCUUUUUCCUUGCCUUUUCAGAGUUAAUUAAUGAAGACAAUUUUUAGAUGGAAAGCAAUAUGACAAGAACAUUUACGCUAUUUGAAAAAGAAAAAGGAACUAACUUUGCUAGCGCAAGCCAAGCAAUAAAUAACUAACCUAAAAAAUAGCAAUAAAAAAAGCAAUUUAACUAUCUAUAAACAAUAGCUUACUCAGACAAAAGCUCAUAGACAUUUAUCAUACCAUCAUAUUUCCUUAUACAUCUUUUAAAGGGUGUUGUUAGCUGUAUUGAAAAUGGAUAAAUUAUGGUUGAAAAGUAAGAAGAGUCUUACAUCAAAAAUUUUUGGGCAUCAGAUAAAAGCGAAGAAGUAAAAAUUAUGGUUCGCCCAUGGCACUCUGUAAUGAAAUUUUAAGGAGGUAUACCUGAAAACGAUUACCAAAAGAAGACAGAAUUAUACUCUUCUUUGAACGACAUAAGAAAAUUGCUAAGUAUUGGCAAAGAAGAGCUUAUUCUUGAUUUCGAUUUUGACUAUAGAAAUUUCCCUUUGUUUAGUAUAACAAAUCCUUUGGCUUUUAAUCCUUAUAAAAUGAAUGAAGUAAAUUUAGAAGAAAUAUUUGGAAAUAUUUCUAACUUAUACUUUGACUAUCCUCUAUAUUGCUUCUUAGUAGAGUGCUGUUCAAUUUACCCAGGUGAAAAUAUAAAUGAAUUUUUUGUUAAAUUUACUUAAACAUUUGCUAAUAAAGCUGAUAACUUUUUCCAAAAAAUAUAAACAACUCCAACUCUUUCAUUAACUAAUGAAGAUAAAGAUUUAAUUCAAGAUGCUUUAUCUUAGAAUUUGCCAACUUUUUAGACUGCAAAUUCAAUAAAUAAUACACCUAAGCUAAAACCAAUAGAGGAUGAAUGCAAAUAGUCUGACAGUCCUUAAUUAAAAUAGACAUCACCCCUUAAAAAGAGCGCUCAACUACCUAAUAUUAUAGGAUAAAUAGACUCUUCAAUUAAGCUACCUAUUUAAAUGUAGAAUCAGAAUCCAUCAAGAAAAUCACCAACAUUAAGUAGAAAAUCUAAUUUUGGUCUUGACAUGUCAUACGGGCAGAAAGCUAUUUUCAAUAAACUUUUUAAAAAAAGAGCUCCUUUAAGUGUUUUGUGCCCUUACUUUUUUGAUUCAUAAAAUCUUUAGAAUUAUGAUGAAGAAUUGCUAUUAGAAAGGCUUAGAUGCAUGCCAGCUUCUACUUUAAAAGUGAGAAAUCUUUCAAUUAGUGCUUUGAAAUCUAUUUACUCAACCUGUUAUCAAAACCCAUACUUCAUGGCAUGCGAAAUGGAUUACUAAUUUUUAACAUUUAUUAAUGUAAGUCUAGCUUAUUCUGCUAGAGAAAGAAUAUUUGAAUCUCAUAAACCUCCAUCUAGAUCUUCUAUAGGCAGCAUGGUCAAUAAAAUCAUAUGGAAAAUAAUAAAUGCUCUAGUUUCAUUGGACACCUACUUUGAAUUCGAUGAAAAUACUAUUGUUUUAAAUGAGUAUUUAGAGGAACAUAAUUACCUAAAAGUUAUUCUUGUUAUUUUCUUUAUUCUUUACAUGCUGAUUUGCUAUUUUGGUCCUUAUCCUCUAACUGCAUAUGAUGAUUUACUUGAUAAAAUUGGUAGAGGAGUUUCUUGGAAAUCUCAUAUUAUAUAUUCUAUAUUUGCUAUUAUAACUAUGAUAUACGAAAUUUAUCUUGUAUCAAUAGUUAUAAAAUAAACAAACCAUCUUGUGCCAGGAAUUAGAUUGGGUGGUUAACCUGAUUGCCCAACAAAAUUUGUUGAUACUCUAAAAACGAAAUUGAUGAAUAUUUAAAUAUUCGGGUAUAAAAAUUUACUCUACAUUCUUCAGUUAUUAUUCAGUCAGCAAAAUAGAUUAAAUACAUACACAAAUUUUUGCUUUUUAGUAGUACUAGAAUAACAUAGUAGGUUUGAUUUGCUUACAGUAUGGGCGAUUAUUUUAGUUGUCACAUAAAUUUCACUAUUUUACAAAAUUUAUUUGUUUAAAACUCAAAAGCAAUCUUUAAGCAGUUAGCACAAUAAUAUAAAUCACUAUUAUUGGGUGGCUAGCUUCGGAAAUUUUAAUGCAAUUGCAGAUUUAUUGGAUGUAAUCUCACCUUGUAACACAACUGUAAUUCCAUCAAAUUGGUAUACUAAACUAAUAUUCCCUACUCUGCAAGGCAAGGCUGUGAAUAAUAGAAUGAUUAGAGUCAUUUAAGAAGCCAUAUUUGAGCAUAUUCCAUAGCUUUUUGUUCAAAUUGUUUUCUUCUCUCAAGCCAUUAAAUCUUUAGAUUUAACAGCUAUAUUAUCAUUUACUUCAAGUGUUUUCUCUUUGAUUUUAACAAUAUUUAAAUUCUUGACAAUUGGUUAGACAAUUAUAACAUAGCUAGAUUUUGAUAAUUUGUCUAUUAUAAAACAAUCAGAAAUGAAAAAGGUAAUGGAAGAUUUUAGAGACAAUGAAUCUAAAAUGAUGGAAUAAAUUAAAGGAGUGUGUAUUAAAUCAGAUAGUAAAAGCAACAGUGUGUAAAACGAUUAGGAUAGCUCACCAGGUUUAGUUUCAGAAAAAUUAAAUAGGCCUCCCACCAAAAGUAUAGGUUAGAAAUUAAGAAAUACUUUGUUUAAAAAAACACCAUAGUUAGCUCCUGCUUCCUCAAAGCACUCAUUAAAUGGGAAAGAAACUUUCCAAUCAGAGGAAAAUUCAAAGUUGUGA